UGGCUCUUCCUUGCUGUAAUCUACAGUCUCACAAAAUUCUUUUCUUUUGUUCUUCACGUCUUCUCCAUUGAUCGAUAAAAUUCCGAAAUGGGUUCGCGAGGAGUAGCAAACAUGAUACUGUCAAGAGCAAGCAGGAUGAAAGCAAAAUUACAAUCAUCACUAGAAGCAAGUCUUUUGGAAAUCGAAGACGUAUCACACCAGCACGCAGGCCAUGCUGCCAUGAAAGGCAAUACUGCAGGGGAAACUCAUUUCAAUGUCAAGAUUGUGUCUCCCAAAUUUGACGGGCUUAAUCUAGUGAAGCGUCACCGCUUGGUUUAUGAUGCACUCUCGGAAGAGUUGCAGUCUGGGUUGCAUGCUCUCUCCAUAGUUGCCAAGACUCCACAAGAAGAAGGAGCAGCUGCAAAAAAGUGAUCCAAGUGAGGUUCAAAGAAACUGAGGUUCUGGGCUACUCUUGUUCUUGGGUUUUGUGUGUUUUUAAUUGCUGUAAGUCUUUUUGAAUGUCCUGUUGUAAUUGGGCACUUCGAUUUUUUUUUGUUUUGUCUUGUCAGAAGGAAUUGAAUGAAUUGAUUGGAGCUCUGAUUUUUGAA
Molecule: messenger RNA, 587 nt
Organism: Populus trichocarpa (black cottonwood)
Lineage: Eukaryota; Viridiplantae; Streptophyta; Magnoliopsida; Malpighiales; Salicaceae
Product: protein BOLA1, chloroplastic
Exons: 1
Coding region: 88-411 (107 amino acids)
Source: RefSeq, a predicted model, not a curated record